This is a messenger RNA of Kogia breviceps (pygmy sperm whale), 2802 nucleotides long. RefSeq names its product Wnt family member 2 (gene WNT2). Lineage: Eukaryota; Metazoa; Chordata; Mammalia; Artiodactyla; Physeteridae. Gene Ontology annotation, biological process: multicellular organism development; canonical Wnt signaling pathway; cell fate commitment. The record is from RefSeq and is a predicted model, not a curated record. Gene Ontology annotation, cellular component: extracellular region. Gene Ontology annotation, molecular function: cytokine activity; frizzled binding.
AGCUGAAGGGACCGGGGCGCGCGGGAGGCGCGCAGAGCUCUCCGGCAGCCCGCGCUCGCCGCGCCUGGGGAAUUGGCUGUGGGCGAGGCGGCCCCGGCUGGCCUUUAUCGCUCGCCCCGCUGGUCGCUUGAAACUUUAUCAGCGAGUCUCGCCACUCGCCGCAGACGCGAGCGGGGGGCGGGGGCGCGGCAAGGCGCCGGCGGCCGUGACGAGGCGCUCCCGGCGCUGAGCGCUUCUGCUCCGGGCACGCAUGGCGCCCGCACACGGAGUCUGACCUGAUGCGGACGCAAGGGGGUUAAUAUGAACGCCUGUCUCGGUGGAAUCUGGCUCUGGCUCCCUCUGCUCUUGACCUGGCUCAGCCCUGAGGUCAGCUCUUCAUGGUGGUACAUGAGAGCUACAGGGGGCUCCUCCAGGGUGAUGUGUGACAAUGUGCCAGGCCUGGUGAGCCGCCAGCGGCAGCUGUGCCACCGACACCCGGACGUGAUGCGUGCCAUCGGCCUGGGCGUGGCCGAGUGGACAGCAGAGUGCCAGCACCAGUUCCGCCAGCACCGCUGGAACUGCAACACCCUGGACAGGGAUCACAGCCUCUUCGGCAGGGUCCUGCUUCGAAGUAGCCGGGAAUCUGCCUUUGUUUACGCCAUCUCCUCAGCUGGAGUUGUAUUUGCCAUCACCAGGGCCUGUAGCCAAGGAGAAUUAAAAUCCUGUUCCUGUGACCCAAAGAAGAAGGGAACCGCCAAGGACAGCAAGGGCACUUUCGACUGGGGUGGCUGCAGUGAUAACAUUGACUAUGGGAUCAAGUUUGCCCGAGCCUUUGUGGACGCCAAGGAAAGGAAAGGAAAGGAUGCCAGAGCCCUGAUGAAUCUUCACAACAACAGAGCCGGCAGGAAGGCUGUAAAGCGGUUCUUGAAACAGGAGUGCAAGUGUCAUGGCGUGAGCGGCUCAUGUACCUUGAGGACCUGCUGGCUGGCCAUGGCCGACUUCAGAAAAACGGGCGAUUAUCUCUGGAGGAAGUACAACGGAGCCAUCCAAGUUGUCAUGAACCAGGAUGGCACUGGUUUCACUGUGGCUAACAAGAGGUUUAAAAAGCCGACGAAAAAUGACCUCGUGUAUUUUGAGAAUUCUCCAGACUACUGUAUCCGGGACCGAGACGCAGGUUCCCCGGGUACAGCAGGCCGUGUGUGUAACCUGACUUCCCGAGGCAUGGACAGCUGCGAAGUCAUGUGCUGUGGGAGAGGCUAUGACACCUCCCGCGUCACCCGGAUGACCAAGUGCGAGUGUAAGUUCCACUGGUGCUGUGCUGUGCGCUGCCAGGACUGCCUGGAGGCCCUGGACGUGCACACGUGCAAGGCCCCGAAGAGCCCCGACUGGGCGGCUCCCACAUGACCCCAGCGGAGGUCACCAUCCACCUUCCCUCCCACAAGGACUCCAUUGGAUCUGCAAGGAUGCUGGCCUCUUGGGUUCCCUCUGGGAGAUGUUUCUUUAGGCACGUGGCCUUUGUCUCUGUGGAAGCCUCUUCCCACUCCCUGGGGGCCCAGGACGGGGCCCCCAGGCUGCACAUUAAGCAUGCCCUAUUUUCUCCGACUUCCGGCAUCCCAAGGCUCGUCUCUCCCUGGUCGUGACAGGCUGUUAGAGGGGGGAGGGGUGGUGGGCCCAGACCACUGUCUCUACCCACCUAGACAUUUCCUCUUCUAGAACAGUUGGCCAGAGGGAAAAAGAGUGUCUCAAAGGAGCUUCCUCUGUGUUUUCCAACAAAUGUUCACAGUUAAGAAAUUCCAUACUUCUGUCCGGAGGGUAAAGUAUAGAAAGCAGGAUAAACCCCUACUGAAUUAACUUUAAUUCUUGAAAAGACCAAGCAAGGCUUUUGCCUGAUCAAGUGAUUUUUCACAGCCACCACCUCGGGGGUGAUUGGUAAUUGGCUGGAGAAAAAUGGCUUUCAAUAAACUUUAGGUUUCAAAUGCACGCAUUUCAAGGCAUUUGUUGCCAUAUUAAAAGCUGAUGUGACAAGGUGGGUCUGUUGUCUUUUGGUACAGUUUGGAGUCUGUGCAAUAGCAAAAGCCUCAGAAAGUGAUUGCUUUGCAUUGCUGUCCACUCAAUAUAAAGAACUUUUUAGGGAAUGAGAUCACUUAGAAUCUGAAGGGAAUUUAAAAGAAAACUGAUGAUCUGGCAGUAUUCUGUAACUGUUGGGUGAAGAUGGAGGAAAGUAACCUAGUGAGUGGAAUGCCAGAAAACACAUCUGUACAGAUAAGGGGGAAGGGGGGGAAUGAAAUUCCUACCUGGUGUGAUGCUUGUGGCCCAUGGAAUUCUGUAACUGAAAUGGCUUUAAGAAUGAAAACUUUGGGGAUGACAAGACCAGGGAACCAAAAUGCUGACAGAGAGGUUUCCGGAGCGAGGUCAUGCCUGGACAGCCCCUAUCGUAAGUGGACAACUAAAAGAAGUCGGCCAUGUGCGCAAAGGGGCAUCACCUAGUUCCUGUCACCCUUCAAGCACAUUGUAAAGACCUGUCAUAUUUAAUUGUGUUCAUUUGACGCUUACAAGAUGACAAGAUACCAUAGCCUAAAGCCAAUAACACAUAGCCUUGCUUAUAAAGUUGGUAACCCUAGUGUAUUAUAUUGCAAACAAAUUGUAACUUGGAGACUAUAUUUAAGGGACCCAGCUGUAAUUAUGGGAACAUCAAUAUGCAAAUUGUGGCCGGCUUCUGCCCUAAACCGAAAGAUGACAUACAAGGAAAAUGGAGAGGCUGCCUGCCCCAUUUUAUCAGAUGAAAGAUGUAUCAAAUGAAAGAAAGGUGAAAUACACGAAGGU